UUUCAAAUAAUUUUUAAAAACAUCCUAUGAACUUUUUCUCGCCUCUUGUUGGAUUUAAUUAUUUCUCGCGUUUUUAAACACUCCACUGGCGAGAAAUGAGAUUUAUUAAUUUUACUCUUCGACGACCUCAUCACGCCACUUUGGAUGAGAAAUAGUACUUGUUGGUUAAUGAAAGUCGAUCAUAAUUAGUCGUGAACACGGUUGUGUCGUGAAUGUCGUAAUAUAACCUCAGUUUUUAUUGCUUAAAUGUCAUACAUAUUGUUUCUUGGAUUUUAAAAAAUUUUCAAAUUUAAAGAAAUUUUUUAUACUACGCAGGCGCAUAUUAUCGGAAGGAAAUAUCAUGAUUAACGUAAGUCAGCUCAUUAAUCAAGUGGACAAAAACAAUUUUACACUGUAUUCAGAAUGGGAGGAUACGGGUUUUAAAAUAAUGAUACUGAGGUCAUGCACAGUGCCAUUAAGUGGCGAGAUGCGUAUGGAGGAUGCUAAUUAUUACAUAAAGCACUUGGACGAAUCCUUUGAUACGUAUCUGGAGAAGACGAAACACGCAUUCUCUGGUAAAAAUGCCGAUAUACAGUUCUUUCUGGAGGACGAUACAUUCACAUGGAAACACCAAAACAUUCUCACUCGUGGAGAAAUUGCGGUACACUCUCUGUCAAAUAUAUUAAUUCUUUCCGACACUUUAAAGCAGUCGUUAGAACAUUUUCAAAAAUGUCAAGAGCGAGCAAUGGCAUUGGAGAACGAGAACGAGCAUUUAAAUAAGAUCAAUACAGACCUGAUCAAAUCUGUAGAAGAAUUGAUCAAUAAAAAGACCACUAUGGAGAAAGAACUUUACAUGAAGUUUCUCACACUUCUAAAUACAAAGAAGAAAAAAAACAGAGAGCUUCAGGAAGCUUUGGACAGUGCCAAAAAGACGACACAAUCGGUAUACGAUAAAACCACUGAUGAGAGCGAGGGAUCAGAGGUGGAGAAUAAGAAAGUACAUGGUACUAAAUCAUCUAAGACAAGAAUACACAAGAUAGAUUAUGAGAAUGAACAGAAAGUUGCACCAAAGAGUAGUGAGAAAAAUCUUAAAAAACGUUUCUCUUCUAGUGAAGAUACAAGUCCUGAGCCUUCAACAAGCAAAGGCAAUAUAGCAAAUAUACAAAACAUGGACAUAGAUGAUACAAUAAAAUCCAAGCAGGUACUUAAGAGUUCAGAAGAAUCUGAGGAGGAUAUAUUUUCCUAGUGACAAAAGUAAUAUAUUUUGCAUUCUCUUCCUUACAUUUAAAAACUAAAUUUUUUUAACAUAAUUCAUGAAUUAU
Messenger RNA from Temnothorax curvispinosus, 1301 nucleotides. Its product is annotated as DNA repair protein XRCC4-like. The coding region runs from base 341 to 1225 and encodes 294 amino acids. The transcript is spliced from 3 exons. Gene Ontology annotation, molecular function: DNA binding. The record is from RefSeq and is a predicted model, not a curated record. NCBI's taxonomy places the organism in Eukaryota, Metazoa, Arthropoda, Insecta, Hymenoptera, Formicidae. Gene Ontology annotation, cellular component: DNA-dependent protein kinase-DNA ligase 4 complex; nucleus; DNA ligase IV complex. Gene Ontology annotation, biological process: double-strand break repair via nonhomologous end joining; DNA recombination; response to X-ray.